AUGGGUCAACCGAAGGUUAGAGGACCAAUUGACAAGUUUGUAUCCUCAAAAGCUCGUCAAGUUACAUUGAAUACCUCAUACAAGAAAGAAGAAAGACAUAAUGUGUGUAGGGAAAUUGGGCGCUUAUUUUAUACUAGUGCAUUGCCUUUCAAUGUGGCAAAUAAUCCUUAUUAUUUUUCGGCAUUGGAGAUGGUUGCCAAAUACGGUCCCGGUUUUCAACCUCCAACAAGUCAUGAGUUAAGGACUUGGAUUUUGAAGGAAGAAGUUGAAGAUGUUCAAAAGUUGAUGGUAGCACACAAAAAAGAUUGGAGCCGCUAUGGAUGCACUAUUAUGUCGGAUGGUUGGACGGAUGGCAAGAGUAGGGUUAUACUAAAUUUUUUAGUAAAUAGCCCUAAAGGAACAUGGUUCUUGAAAUCGGUUGAUGCAUCGGAUACAAUCAAAAAUGGAGAGUUGAUGCUAAAUUACUUGGAUAAUAUUGUGGAGGAGGUAGGGGAGGAGAAUGUUGUCCAAAUAGUUACGGACAAUGCUUCCAAUUAUAAGUGGGCAGGAAAGGAACUAAUGAAGCAUAGAAGUAAAUUGUGGUGGACUCCGUGUGCGGCUCAUUGCAUUGACUUGAUGUUAGAAGAUAUUAGCAAGAUGAAAGUCUUUGAAACUACCAUUCAAAGAGCUAGGCAAAUUGUGAAAUUCAUUUAUGGGCACACACAAGUUCUUUCCAUUAUGAGGAAAUUCACCGGCAACAAGGAGAUUAUUCGGCCGGCGGUUACAAGGUUUGCCACAUCUUUUCUCUCUCUUCAAAGUUUAUAUAAGCAAAAGGAGGCUCUUAUUAGUAUGUUUUCAUCAAAAGAUUGGUAUGAAUGUGGAUGUACAAAACAUAAGGAUGCUUAUGAGGUGAGGAAGUGGAUCCUUCGUGACACACAAAUUUGGAACCAUGUUGCUUAUUGCAUAAAGAGUGUCUUGCCCCUUGUUUGUGUCUUAAGAGAGGUUGAUUCGGAAGUGAGACCCGCCAUGGGAUUUAUCUAUGAGUUGAUGGAUGCCACAAAAGAUAAGAUUGCAAAUAAUCUUGGAAAUGUGGAAGCAAAGUAUGGGGCGAUUUGGAGGAGGAUAGAUAAUAGGUGGAGUCCACAACUUCAUCAACCAUUGCAUGCGGCGGGUUAUUACUUGAACCCUCAAUUCCGAUAUGAAGACAACUUUAAAAAUACCAAGCAUGUGAAGAAGGGUUUGGAAGAGUGCAUGGAUAGGAUGCUAGUUGGUGAGGCCCGUGUCGCAGCGGAAAUACAAUUGGACUUAUAUGAGCAAAAGCUUGGUAAGUUUGGAAGUGCGAUGGCAGAAUCUACUAGAAAAAUCCGAUCACCCGUGUUUUGGUGGGAAAAAUAUGGGACACAAACACCGGAGUUGAUGGAUUUUGCUACUCGGGUCCUUUCCCUUACUUGUAGUGCAUCAAGGUGUGAGAGGAAUUGGAGUACUUUUGAAAUGAUUCAUACUAAGAAGAGAAAUAGACUUGAACACAAGAGGAUGCAUGCUUUAGUCUAUGUGAAAUAUAAUAUUGCUCUAAAAGAUAGGACUUUGAAAAGGAAUGCUACAAUGACCGAUCCUAUUGUAGUGGAAGAAAUUGAAUCUGAUGAUGAAUGGAUACCUGAGAUAGAGGAUCCGGUUCUUCCCGCCGAUCCACAUUGGCUUGAGGACAAUGUGGAAGAUCUAACAUUGAAUGAUGAGGCGGUAAGAAAUGUGCCAAUUGGUAAAUAUCAAAGUACCCUAAUUGAUAGAGAGCCUCCUCCUCGGGUGCAUUCUCCUCCUCAUGAGCCUACACCUCCCCGUGAGCCUACUCCUUCUCUUGAUGAGCCUAUUGUUUUAUACAAAAGGAAAUCUAGUGAAGGAGCGUGUUCAAGUAAAAGAAAGGCUCCAAGGAAAUCAAUGCGUCUUGAUGACAUUGCGGAUUAUGGUAUUAGAAUUAAUCCAUAUGAUGAGACCAAUCCUCUCUUCGAGCACCAUGGUGAUGAUAGUGAUGGUGGUGAUAGUUUGGGUGAUGAUCUUCUAAUUGAUGAGGAUGAUGAUUUCCAAGGAUGA
Messenger RNA from Rosa chinensis, 2064 nucleotides. RefSeq lists its product as uncharacterized. The transcript is spliced from 4 exons. The record is from RefSeq and is a predicted model, not a curated record. Gene Ontology annotation, molecular function: protein dimerization activity. The coding region runs from base 1 to 2064 and encodes 687 amino acids. Lineage: Eukaryota; Viridiplantae; Streptophyta; Magnoliopsida; Rosales; Rosaceae.